This is a messenger RNA of Brienomyrus brachyistius, 2888 nucleotides long. Its product is annotated as T-cell leukemia homeobox protein 1-like. Gene Ontology annotation, molecular function: RNA polymerase II cis-regulatory region sequence-specific DNA binding; DNA-binding transcription factor activity, RNA polymerase II-specific. Gene Ontology annotation, cellular component: nucleus. Bases 474 to 1364 code for a protein of 296 amino acids. Gene Ontology annotation, biological process: animal organ development; regulation of transcription by RNA polymerase II. The transcript has 3 exons. The record is from RefSeq and is a predicted model, not a curated record. Lineage: Eukaryota; Metazoa; Chordata; Actinopteri; Osteoglossiformes; Mormyridae.
GUAACGAAGUCACGUUAGACUUUAAACGUUUUAUUCCCAAUUUUAGGCUAUAUCUAUAUUAGGCUAUAACUUUCCAGAAAUAUAUGUAAAAUCAAUAACGGUCAAUCUUUUAUGGCAUUAUUUAUGCAAUUUUAAUUUGGUUAUAUUUGACUCUGACGACUGUUUCAUUGUUUGAAUGCAGUUGUACGACGUAGUUACUUGUUUCAUAAAACGAUCUUUAACAUUUUAGCCAAUUGAGUUUUAAAGCAAAACACCAGAGCCUUAAUGUCGCCCAGCCCAUUUUAUACUUUGAUUGAUGCUUCCGUUGCGCUACAAAACAAAAGGACGAAGAGCAAAAGUAAGAUUCAGUUGAGGCAUCACAGACCCAGACGCGCACGUAUCUUACAAAUACCGAAGCGUCCUUCAAACGCCAUUAUCUCUUAAUAAUACGAGAAACGCAAAAACUUUAGCGCACACGGAGUCUUCCAGAAACUAUGGAUCAUACUGGAGGUAAUGUCUUCCAGCCUCAUACGGACGCUAUAAAUUUUGGCAUUGAUCACAUUCUGAACCAUGAACAGGGGAGUUUUACUGUUUCCAACUCCAGACUUCAGGAUCCCGACUAUGGCUUGGGAUGCAUGGUGAGUACUGCUUACAGCACGAUGACAGGUAACUACGGCAUCAGUAAUACUACGGGAUACAGCAGCAGCUCUUGCGGAAGCACAUCUUUAGUUGGCUCUUACAAUGUGAAUAUGGAUAUGAACAUACACGGGCAUAACGCGACCCAAGCUGGAGUCAUCAGUGUUCCCGGUGUUUAUUCAUCGGCGCCUCCCGGUGCCACGACGCUGUCAAGUCCCGAAAACGUAAAUACCGUUAAUAAUCUGGCGAGAUUAAGUUUUCCGUGGAUGUCAAGCAAUAGAAGACACACAAAAGAAAGACUUACAUCGGCGCUCUCACCCUCCACACGCCGUGCAGGUCACCCGUACCAGAACCGGAGCCCGUCGAAGAAGAAAAAACCUAGAACUUCCUUCACCAGACAUCAGAUAUGUGAACUGGAGAAAAGGUUUCACCGGCAAAAGUACCUGGCGUCUGCAGAGAGAGCAGGUUUGGCAAAAACACUUAAAAUGACUGAUGGGCAAGUCAAAACAUGGUUCCAAAACAGAAGAACUAAGUGGAGACGGCAAACGGCAGAGGAGAGAGAAGCGGAGCGGCAGCAGGCCAACCGAAUCCUCCUGCAGCUCCAACAGGAAGCCUUCCGGAAAUCACUGGAACCGCCAGAACACCCCGACCCAAUUUGCCUGCAGAACAGCUCCUUGUUUGCUCUUCAGCACCUUCAGCCGUGGACAGAGAGACCCAGUAAAAUAAGCGGCAUGUCCUCUUGUGAUUAGAGGAGUCGACACGUGGAAACUGCGUCACCCUUAAAAUAAACAGCUACACAACAGCUGUAUUAUGUUUACAAAAAUGUAUAAAAAAAACAGGCCCGAUCUAGCAAUGGUAUAUAACGGUGAAAGUAAGUAAAUGUAAAAUUAAAAAAAAAAAUACUGAAGAGAAAGUCACAGCUAUAGAAAAAAAGAACAACCGUUCUCAGCACAUUCUGUAUUCAUCGAGAAGAUAAAGUGAUCGAUUUGAUUAAAAAGAAGUUAGUGAUAUUCGGAAUGAGACAUUUAAAGUUUUUCUGAAUUAGUUUUAUUUCUAUAUAAAAUUUCCAUAUCAUUAACUUCACACACUGCUUUCACGAAAGAAAGAAAAAUGUGAUACCAGCUCUUUGUGAGAAUAUGUUCCAAGGAAUUCUCCAGAAUUUGAGAUAGAAUUGAUUUAUUAAUGUUUUGUUUGCUUCCGGGAUAGGCUCCGGACCCCCUGCGACCCAGUAGGAUAAGUGGUUUGGAAAAUGGAUGGAUGGAUGUUUUGUUUUACAAUGUAACAUGCAUCUGUUUAUAUCUGUUUUUUGUUAAAAUACAUGAAAUGUUGUACUUAUCAUAUAAGUGCAUACAAAAUGAAAAUGAAUCUUGGAAUAAUUGCACAGCACUUAAAAACAUUAACGCUUUAUAAUUACAAAUGCAUUGCCAAAUGUCUUUAGGCUACUGUAUGGAAUGAGUGUGGUUCAUAGCACAUCUUUCAGAGGCUGCAAGUCUGUCCCUUUUAGAAGGUGGCCUGUGUUUUUCUUCCUUGCAUUUCGGGCCUUGUGGGAAUGGAGCUGCUUUCCAAACACUGAGCAGAUGCAGACGUGCGGCAGUGUGCGUGAGACAGCCCAGGGUCUCCGUCUCCAUUAGUGCAGGAAUGCAAGGUUUCAUUUCAUCAUCCAUUUGUAAAUGGUUUCUGGUGCAUCAACCAGGGACUUUUCAAACCCUGUCCACUCCUAAAACAAAAACAAAUGGAGAUCAGACGUUCGCCAUUCAAAAAAAUAAAAUAACAAAUCAGAGGGUGUAGGUGCAUUCUCAACAUCCACUAUUUAGUUCUCACUUUUCCUAAAAUGCAAUGAAAAGACCAGUGAAGGACUUCAACUUCAACAAACCAUUCUCUGUGUAUGUUUUAGAAGAUGCCUUCUCUACGGUAAGAUUAAAGCCAGUGGGUAAUCAUUUGUGCUGUUCUUUUGCUUCUGAAUGUACUUAAAAUGAUUAUUCUCUAGUGUUACACUCCGGAAGCCAUAUAUCCUGAGAAGCAAUAUAUUUUAACAUAUUGAACAAGUCUAAUGUUUGAAAUUGUUCAUGCUAAGAAAUUAUUUUAUUAGAAAUAAUUGUUCUUUGUUUCCAUUGUUUUAGUAUUUCGCUGCCAUCUCAAUAUAUUCCAUGACACAUAGUGUGCAUCUAGUUAUAUAUGUGAAAGGGUGUUAUUAUAUAGACAUUUUAUAGCCCUUUACAAUUUCACAUGUAUGCUGUGGUUUACAUAUUAAAUAAAACCACAAAAUGGAGAAA